Messenger RNA from Hydractinia symbiolongicarpus, 4285 nucleotides. RefSeq lists its product as uncharacterized. The record is from RefSeq and is a predicted model, not a curated record. The coding region runs from base 1731 to 2663 and encodes 310 amino acids. NCBI's taxonomy places the organism in Eukaryota, Metazoa, Cnidaria, Hydrozoa, Anthoathecata, Hydractiniidae. Gene Ontology annotation, molecular function: cysteine-type peptidase activity. The transcript is spliced from 9 exons. Gene Ontology annotation, biological process: proteolysis.
CUCCGCCUUGAAAACUAUGUUACUGGUGGUGUAUAUUUGGUAUUGUUGUUAUCAUUUUGUUCAAUCUAUUAGCUACUGGCCUAAAUAUCAAAGCUGAAGAGAAGCAGACAAAAAAGAUCGAUAACGGUAUUAUUCCAUUAACAUUUUUUUAUUUAUAUCUUUUGAGAUAAUUAAAUUGUUUUUUUUUAUUUAUUAUUUUAUUUUUUCCUAAUCCAAUAUUGCGCUUUCAUCUUAGACUUUUUUGGCUCAAGAAAAGUAAAAUAAAGACAUUUCAAGUCAUUCUUUUUGUGUGCGUGUGUGUCAUUUGUCGCACUGUUGCUUUUAGCCUUUAUUUAUAUCAGAACAUUAUUGGUAUGUAAUCUGACAGUUUAAGAGGGAAAAUGAUAGUUUAUGGGCCUUUUAUUUGUGAGCUUGUCUACUGUUUAUAAUAUUUAGGAGAGAUAUUGCAUCUUGCUACUUGCGGUACUAUUUUGCGUGACAGACAGACGUAUACGGGUAUUACAAUAUAGACUUGUCGUCCACAGGUUCGCCCGUCCUUUAAAUUUACUCGUUGCAACAAAAUAGACAAACAUAUAUCGCAUUUUGCAUUCGUGCGUAUUAUAAAAAUUUCAUGUUUCCAUAACAGAACGCGUCUUUUGCGGACACACAAAAAGAAGACGGCUAUUACUAAAGAGACUAGUCGUUAAUCCGUGGAAAAAUCCACGGGGUCGCUCGUCCUUUAUAUUCAGCCGUGGCAACAAAGUGGAUAAAAAUAUACCGCAUUUGAUAUUCGUGUUACCGCAACAUUAGUUUCUAACUCAGCGGGGGGUCUGCAUAGGCGGAGGCGCAUAGACAGACAGACGAAGUAAGGCUAUUAUUACAUAGAUUUGCUAAUUAAAAUAGAAUUGCAACUGUGCAAUGAAAUCACAUUUUAUUAUAUAAAGUAAAGCUGAUUUAAUAAAGUUUCGUGAUAGCUUUUUCCAAUUUUCCUUUAUGUAGAACUUUUAACAUGUGACUAAAGCCUGACGCAUAUUUUUUGCCUGAUUGGAUUCGCAAGAUUUAUCCUGCACUGGAAAAAAUCACCACCUGACUUUAGAUGAUCUCUAUAUCUCUUUUUUUUAGAUGAAAUGGACAUGGAUUCGAACACAAAUGGGGUGUGUUUUUGUGCAGCAACGGUUCAUGAACGUAAGUGUGUAUCAUUUGUAAUCUUUUCAUGUACUGUACAUGAUUGAUUAAAAAAUAAUUAAUUAAAAAUUCUUAUAAAAUAAAAAAAUACAACUUUAAAACGUUUACUUAUUAUUCAUUUGUCUUUUUACGGAGAAGAUUUGUUUUCCCUGUAAAAAAAACUUCAAUUUUUGCCUACUGGUGUAUUUAGAAGUCCAAGAUGUCUAAUUCGAAGCGAUAUGGAAAAAACUUCUAGCAUUUCUGUAUAUAAAUUCAAAUUUUGGUUUGGAAGAAUUUGCCGCAGAUCCUGAAAGAGAGAAUAUCUGGGAAAUUUAUUAUAUGAAUUAAUAAAGCGAAUUUGGAUUUAAAAAUUUGAUAAAAACUACCAAACAUUUGUCUUCUGUGAUAAUUAGAUUCUACUAGAACAAGUGUUACAACAGCAAGAGUGUACUUUUUCCUUUAAAAGAAUGAAACUUAUCAUUUAAGCUAUUGCGAUAUUAAAAUGUUGUAAAGGUGUGCUGCUACAAUAGAUAGUUAAAUAUUACACAAUCCACAUGUUAUGAGAUAUUAAGUAUUUUUAUGUAGAAAUGGUUGCGUUGAAAUCAGUGGAAACAAAGAAAAUUGUUCUCAGCCUGUUUCCUGAAUUUGGAAGUACUCCGGUAACAGAUGUUUUACUAAAGGAAGCUCUGCAUAGCUCUGUAAAUGACGAAGUCAUAUACACCUAUUUGUGUAUUCUUUCCCGGCAAAGUAAACAUAAGAGUGUAAAGAUUAUUACUCCAGGCGAGAUGUCUCUGAUUUUUGAUGAACCAGCGUCAAAAAUGAAACAGCGUGAUAUAACAAAAUACGAUCAAAUUAUUGGUUGUCGUUGUUCAGGAUACCACUGGACGCUUUCGGUUGUUAUUCCAUCUGCUUCAACCAUAAUUUACUUCAACCCACUCGGUGAAUUACCUGAAGAAAUUGUAAAUGUUGAACAGCAAUGGAAUUCUUAUCUUACGGCGAAAUAUCAAAUAGAAGAUAACUUUAACGUGGAAAUUGUGCCACAUGCACGACAGAAAGAUAGCAUUUCAUGUGGUGUAUACUGUUUGAAAUUUGCAGAGUGCCUUAUUUUGGAAAAACAAGAGGUGCCAAUAACUUUAACAACAUCAAGCGUUACAACCUACAGAGAGGAAAUUGUUAAAAAAUUGCUUGAAGAGGGAGGUCAAGAACGAUGGUGCAAUAGCGUAUGUCGAGUAUGUGGAAAGGCAGAGGGUCCUAAAGUACAAGGAAAACCAACUGAUGCGUGGGUUUGCUGCGAUACUUGCUUACCAGCCAGGUGGUAUCAUCAGCAGUGUUUACACAAGUCGUUAAGAAAAUCGUACAGUAAUUUCCCAUUUAAUUGUGAUAUGCUGCAAGUCGCUCCUCCGGAAUUUAAUGAGAAGUUGUGGACUGUACAAAAAAAUGAAAAAGUGGAGGUACUUGUCAUAAAAGACGAAGAUAUUAAUAAUAACCAAGACACCGGUACAGUCAAGGUAUGUGUCUAGCUCUAUGAAAUCUAUAAUGAACCCAUGUGUAUAAAGUGGACAACGUAUAAUUUAAAAAAAAUAUUUUUCAAGAUUUUAUACAACAUUUUAUGCAAAGAAACAAAGCUUUUUUGUUAAAAUUAAUGUGUGUAUAACCUUGUUUGACCCAAUAAAUACACCUUUAGAAGAACGUAAAUGAAGUUGAUGAGGGCUGCUUCGUUAUAAAAAGGAAAAACAAUUACAUGAGGAAAUGUGCCGGGUGUGGCGGAGAUUUCACAGGCACAGAUGUGUGUGUCAUGACAACAGAAUUGAGAUUAUUAAGAGGAGAAAAGGCACCACACGGGAAACGCAAGAAAACAAAUGUGCACUAUCACAUAGAUCAAAAGUGUUUGGGCAGAGGAUUUGAAGCAAAUAAUAUAUUAAAUCCGAUGAACGUCUUCAUCUCAAAAGAAAACCUAGAUAUAUUUAAACAAAACGGGGUGGAUUUAAGGAAAAACAAGAAUUUUUAGCAUUAUCAAGUUUUUUUUAUAGAGAUUGUAUUUUAUGACUGUUUUAUGACGAAAAUGUUCUUUAAAAUACAGCGGAAUAUGUGUAUGUGUCAGACUUUCCUGUUGAUCUAAUGGUGUUCCUUUUCUUCAUAUUUUAUUGUAAGAUACAAUCACUUAACUUCAAACGUUUGAAUAGCCAUAUCAAAUGUGUGUUUUUAUAUUUUCCGCACAAAAAGAAUAAAUAAGAACAAGAAGAAGACAGCGUCUUUAACAUCUGCGCUGCAGGAGAAAUCUAAUGGUCAUACGUACGCAAUUCGCUGCGUCAAGAUCGUGCGCCAUAUAAUAUAAAAUUCAUUAUGUAAUGCAUAUAAAGCAUUCAUGAUACAUAAAUACUGUUUUGCAUUUAGGGUGAACAUUAUUUUAUGAACGUACGUACGAUAAAAUGGAUCAAAUCAAGAGUAAUUUUAAGAAUGACGGCUGGAUAUGGAUAAAAAAACGCGGCCAUAAUCGUCCCCCCUGGCCUUGUUAGGUCUUAACAUCGGGACGGAACCUGAACCGUCCCCAGUAGGUCAAAAAGAAGAAGAAGAAGCUCUAGAAACGAGGUUGGAAAUGCGACCAGAAGUAUUAUGUUGAUCACCAUGAAAAAAACGACUAUCAAAUAUCACAGCACACUCUAGCCUACUCAUAGACUGUGCACUUCGCCUUAGUCGUUCACAUUUGGUGAAAAGAGGGGAUUGGGAGCUAUAACAUCGUUAGCAUGUUCUGGAAGGCAAGUCGUUAAUGUGCAUGCGUAUUAUUUUCAGAAAAUAGAAAACACCAGCGUAUCAAAAUCGAUCGAAGUUGCGAAGCGCGUCUGGUUUGCAGGGAACGCCAUAGGGGGUACAGAAAAAAUCAGGUACGGAUGCCUGAAUUAUUCUGUACCCCCCUACAGUUAAAGGCGUACAAUAUCUGGCAACGCCAUAGGGGGUACAGAAAAAUCAGGUAUGAAUGCCUGAAUUAUUCUGUACCCCCCUACAGUUCUGGGCGUGCAAAUAUCUGGCAACGCCAUGGAGGGUACAGAAAAAAUCAGGUAUGGAUGCCUGAAUUAUCCUGUACCCCCCUACUGUUUUGGGCGUAUAAAUAUCUGGCAACGCCAUAGGGGGUACAGAAAAAAUC